This is a messenger RNA of Culicoides brevitarsis, 2075 nucleotides long. RefSeq lists its product as uncharacterized. The record is from RefSeq and is a predicted model, not a curated record. Gene Ontology annotation, biological process: SCF-dependent proteasomal ubiquitin-dependent protein catabolic process. Gene Ontology annotation, molecular function: protein binding. NCBI's taxonomy places the organism in Eukaryota, Metazoa, Arthropoda, Insecta, Diptera, Ceratopogonidae. The coding region runs from base 75 to 1982 and encodes 635 amino acids. The transcript has 4 exons. Gene Ontology annotation, cellular component: SCF ubiquitin ligase complex.
AAUCUCGACGCGUAUCGUUUCGUCUGUUAGUUUUUCCUGAUUUUCGUGUUGAAAAUCACAAGAAUUGCAACAAAAUGGCAUCAAAUAUGAACACACGAUCACGAAAAAGACGUGAGAGCUACUCGCCUAUCGAAAGUCUCCCGGUUGAGAUGUUGCUGGAAAUUUUCGAGUAUUUGGAUUCGUGGAGCAUUCGUCGCUGUUCCGAAGUUUGUUUGACGUUCUUUCACCUGACUUUGCGUCCAGAGUUCAGAAAAUUCUUCAAGUUGACGAUUUCAGAAGAUUAUUUGGCUGCCAAUUGUGGAAUCGGAAAGUUGUUUGCACCCGAAAGACGCACAAUUCGAACUUUUGAUCAUCUCACAUUGGAAAAAGUGAAUUUCAAGACACUUCCGUUUGCUAAAAAUUUCUUCAUGCGACUUGGAAGAGAAAUCACCGAGAUAGAAUUGCAGAACACAUUUUUUCUGCCACUGAUGAUAGAAAAAGGAUCAGACACGCAAGACACAUUUUUUCGCAAAAACAUCUUGAAUAAUUUUCCUAAUUUAGAAAAAUUAGUUUUGGAAAAUUUAGACAUUGAUGACUUGAACUAUUAUCCCCCUUCUUUGAAGGAGAUCCACAUAAACAGCAGUGCUUUUUUUGAGGAUUUAAAGGAGCACGAGGAGUUCCUCAUACACAAAAACGGUCUAGUCAACUUGAAAAAAUUGAUUUUCACACAAGUGUAUCCUUUCGAUAAUGAAGAUUUUCCCGUCAACGUUACAGAUGCGGUUAAGACCAAUUUAAAUGAUCUUGAAGAACAUCUGUAUUAUAUCAAAAACAAUUUCAACAUACUCGAAGACACAGUUUUUGAUCUAAAUCACAUCACAGGACUGGUUUUUGAAGAAAUUUCUUCCAUUUCGUUUGUUCAAUUACAUCAUUUCUCAAAUUUGAAGUUACUUGAAAUCGAAUUCGAGGAAGAAGUCAAUUGCUUUACAGAUCACGAGAAAGCAUUUCCAGACUUUUCUCAUGUCAAGGAAUUGAAAUUGCAUAUUGAUUCCUUUUCAAUUUGCGACACUUGCAUAACGAAUAUUUUAUCAUCUUUUACUGGAUUGACCGAACUCGAUUUGAAAGCUAAUUUGACAGACGCCCAAUAUCGUCUUAUUUAUGCAAAUAUGCCAAAAUUAGAGUAUCUCGAGUUACAUGGAGUGAUUCCGCGACACAUUUUCGACUCGGCCGAGCAUUCUCCGAAUUCCAUUGAAAAAUUGAAGAAUUUGCAGCAUUUACUGGUGUACGAUACCUCAAUGAAGAAACUUUCGGGACUUUCAAAUAAAUGUUUUCUGAAAUUCGCCUACUUGCCACAUCUCAAAACAUUACGUCUUAGUGAAAGUUACAAUGAGAAUAUCAUUCAAAUCACUGGAAUUCGUCAUCUUAUUCGUCAAUGUCCCCAAAUUUCAUCUUUUUCUAUACCAGACAGCCUCGAUGAUAAAGAGAUUAAAGAAAUUAUUCGCGGAUGGCCUCACUUAACUACUUUAUUUUUGCCACAUGGAGAUAUUUGCUAUCCAAAAACCUGGAAUUUGAUAAAAGACACUUGCCGUUUCCUAAAGUAUUUGUCUGUCGAUCAUCAUCGGCUCUUAGAUUUUAAGUUCGUAGAACAAUGUUCCUUGUUUAAAAACAUCUCAAGUUUGAAAUGGUUUAAGAAAGGGGAUCGCGUAAUCUUUACACGUACUGACUAUCACGAAAAAGAUGUUUACUUGAAAGAACAUGGGGAGCUUCAUAGGGAUGUUUCUAUAAAACGCAGAAACUCAGCGAUUGAAUCGAUAUCCAAAAAGAAACGUUGUUUGUCAUACAAUGGAUACUCUUUUUCUACAAUUUCGGAAAUAGAAAAUGAUGAUUCCGUUGAUGAAUAUUAUCCGGAUGAAGUAUAUAAGAACAUGAAUUCAGAAUUAUCAUCGGAAGAAUCUGGUUGUGAAUGCGUAUGGGGAUAUUGUGUCCAUGAGUAUGGAUACUAUUAGAUAAACUCAUUUGAUUCUCUUCAUAAAUGUAUUAAUUAAUUUUCGUAACUAAUCUUUAUGUAAUAAAAAAAAAUAAUUUUUGUCUACUUUUAA